This is a messenger RNA of Prunus armeniaca (apricot), 201 nucleotides long. The record is from the annotation of a GenBank genome assembly. NCBI's taxonomy places the organism in Eukaryota, Viridiplantae, Streptophyta, Magnoliopsida, Rosales, Rosaceae.
AUGGCUACGCAAGGACAUGGGGUAUGUUGCCGAAUCAAUGGCACUUAUCACAACUCUUCACCAGUUUGUAUGUGUCCUGAUGCAUGGUUGGCCAAUAGUAUCCUUACUGGAAGGCUUUGUGUGCCAACGAUCGAGAACUGGCAUGAUUGCCACAAACCCCACCGUGGAUCUCCCGAAGGACAUAGUCCCCUUGUUCGGUAG